This is a messenger RNA of Symbiodinium natans, 837 nucleotides long. The record is from the annotation of a GenBank genome assembly. Lineage: Eukaryota; Dinophyceae; Suessiales; Symbiodiniaceae.
AUGUUGCUGAUGCAAGAUCUGGUGCAAUGGCUCGAAUCGCCUGACGCGACAGAUGACGACCAAAGCACCAUCGACAGCGCAUGGCAAUCGGACCCCUUCGAGCACAGGGAUUUCGAAACGGCUGCGAAGCUCGUGGAAGGUGCCCUGCAUCGUAACCUCAGCCUCGUGACGCAGCAGCAGGGCCAGUUCGAAGCAGCUGUCUGGCACGCCAAUGCCUCUCUGGAGGCUGAGCCAGGCAACCUCAAGUCGAGAUAUCGGCGUGCUGCGGCCUUGAUGCACCUGAACCGUCGAGGUGAAGCAGAGGCCGACCUGAGGGCGAUUCUGACCCAAGAGCCGAGAAACGGCGAUGCCCAGCGCCUGCUGCGGUGUGCCCGUAGCCCUGCGCCGGGCCAGGAGGAGACCGAGUCAGAUGCUCCAAAAGCCUGUGGCUGCAGCGUUUGCCAGCUCUGGAAAGACCAGCUUCUGGGCAGCACCGCAGCCGAGCUACUGAAAUCAGGAGCCAAAGGGCUUCUCACCCGACGAGAUGCGCAAGGUCGCACAGCUCUACACCUUGCAGUGUUGGAGCAAGAGGGCUCGACCGGGUCUUCCCCCCGCGGUAGGAAUCGAGCUUCCAGGUGCCCUGGGCUCGUGGAAGCACUGCUCGACGCCGGCGCAGAGGUGGAGCUUGCCGAUGUGGACGAAAGGACGCCGCUGCACUUGGCGGCCGUUGAGGGAAGAACGCAGGCCACUAGCCUUCUGCUGGAUGCCGGAAGCUCGCCAGACACGCUGGACCGCUACUCGCCUGGUACCAUGCCAUGCUAUCAGCUCGAAGAUCUCAGCGACCUGUCGACUUCAUGA